Molecule: messenger RNA, 1662 nt
Organism: Melospiza melodia melodia
Lineage: Eukaryota; Metazoa; Chordata; Aves; Passeriformes; Passerellidae
Gene: CD96
Product: CD96 molecule
Biological process (GO): inflammatory response; cell-matrix adhesion
Source: RefSeq, a predicted model, not a curated record
AUGAAAGCAAGGUGGCUUUUCUCUCUCUUUUGUUUGCUCUCAGUGCCCAGUGUCACAGGCCAGACUGCAGAUGUCAUUACCCAGACAGAAGUGGUCCACGCUCCACCAGGUAUUGACAUCACCCUGGUGUGCGUGUUCCCAAAAUUGCACAGCACCCACAUCAUAAAGACACAGUGGUCCAAGACUGACAGCAGCCCCUCUACCAAAAUAGCUGUAUAUCACCCCACCUAUGGCACCCAUUACUUCAAGUUUUCUGAAGGUUCUGUCAACUUUUCAGUGUCCUUCAGCACAAGGAUACGCUGCAGUGGUGAUGACACAGGGUCCUCGUGUUCCACCAAUCCAAAUGCCAUGUCUGAAUGCAAUUGGUGGGUGCUGCACCUGGAAAAUACUACCGUGUCCCUUACUGGGCAGUACGAAUGCACUUUUGCUACCUACCCAUAUGGGACAAAGGCUGCAAAAAUUCAACUUGCUGUCAAGGCAGAAGAGAAGAGGCACUACCUGAAGAAAGUGUGGUUAACAGAAAUUCCAUGCCUUGAGGAUGAGACCUCAGAAAAUUUGUCCACUUAUCCUUUGAAAUGGCUAGUGGAUGAAAAUGGGUGGAAAGAGGAACUUGUGACCAAGGAGCCCUCCUGUCCUGCUGUGUACAGGAACAGCAGCAUGCUGUACGGGCAAAAAGUCCUCCUGGGUUUGAACAACACCCUAAAGGUUUUCCUCACCAAAAUCACUGAUGAUGGCAGAGUCUUUUCCUGCCACGUGCUGUACCACCCAGAGAGAGUCCAGAAGAGCAGCACCAUUGUGAGAGUAUUUGCUUACCCUGAGAUCUCCAUUAGCUUGGAGGAGAGCUCAGCCAGCGUAACGCAGAAGCCUAAUGUGUCAUGGAAGGCACUUCCCAAGUCAAGCCUCCUGCGGUACAUGGACAGAGCAAACCUGACAGAACAGCCUGGAGGGUAAUUUCUUAUUUCUGUGGUACAAGAAGACUUGCAGGACAGUGAAGAUUUCUAUGAGUUGAGAUCGACACUGAUGUUCCAAGGGACCCAUAAGACACAUAAGACAUUCUCAUGUGUGUGUCUGUUUCCCUUCCUGGGAAAUGAAAUGAAGAUUAUUUCAUCAAAAGAAAUAUUUGUUUCCUUUGACAAUAAGUCUAAUGAAGCCUCAGCUGAAGUUUUUACUACCACGGUUUCAGAUGAGCACCAAUCGACAUCUGUGGCCUCUCUGGAUUUCACAAGUCCAGCAAAUUUGACUCCUGCUUCCACAACACAAGCAGGAGCGCUAACUUCUACCACAGAGGCAAAAGGCUACACCAGUGCCACGGCAUUCAGCGAGGCUUUGACAACAGCACGUAACCUGUCCUACAGCAUCACAGAUCAGACAAUUUCAGUUACCAGAGGAAAAGAUUUCUUUCCUACCAGCAGCCUGCUGAACAGUACUGGUGACAGGAGGAACGCCAAAGCCAGUGGCUUCCCGUGGCCAACAGUGAUAGCUGUCCUGCUCCUCCUCUGCAGCACUCUGGUAGCUUUAGGCAUCAGGAAAUGGUGUCAGUACCAGAAAGAGAUUAUGAACAGACCUCCAUCUUUUAAGCCACCACCACCUCCAAUAAAGUACACCUCCAUGGUAGAGUCUGAUGGGACUCCCCCAUCCUGCCACGAACUAGAAAGCCUGUAA